Messenger RNA from Geodia barretti, 486 nucleotides. NCBI's taxonomy places the organism in Eukaryota, Metazoa, Porifera, Demospongiae, Tetractinellida, Geodiidae. The record is from the annotation of a GenBank genome assembly.
ACUCUUUUCGCCACUUGAACUUGCUUCACACUGAAAGUCAUUGGUCCACUGGGUACCAUCCUGCGGAGCUCUCAGAAGAGGCUGCACAUGCGUCUCUACUACACUCUCAUGGACUCCAAACAGUGCUACUUCACUCUCAAGACCGUCAACUUUACCUCCAUGGAAGAAGACAGAGAGUAUCUCUUGUGUGCAGAUAUUCUGCUGAGUAUUGCCAGUACCCUCUCCAGCAUCUGUACUAACAUCUUGGUACAGGAGCAAAAACUUACCAAGAAGAAAGGUCCAGUCCAUCAGGGAGUCAUAUAUCUACUGAUGCCCAAAGAGCUGGCGUGGGAGGAGACCCUCUUGUCAAGAACUAACAAGGCAAAGGAGGAGGGAAAAUAUUCAGUUGAGGAGGGAGAGAUGUGCAAGGAGGAGGAAGAAGAGGAGGAUGAGAGAGAGCAGUCUCUCUCAAUGCCAGCCUCUCCUACUCUGCCUAAGAGACAUGUG